ACAACUUGGGUUUUACCUUUGGUUUUCAGAGGAAGUAUUAUGAAUGUCAGGGGUAAGUCCUAUCUGGCAGGGAUUACUUAUCAGUGCCCAGACAGGAAGUGUAAUCCAUUAGUGGCAAGGAACUCAACCUACGCAUCCCUUCACAGGUGGUGGUGAUAGAAUUUUAACCAGGGACCUCCAACACAUCACUACUCUCUGAAUCAUCUACAAUAUGUUGCGGCAUCUUCUGUGUGCUCCAGAAUUUGGUGUCUUGGCAAAGCAGUAUCUAGAGCGAGGCCUUUUGGUACCGGAUAAUGUCAUCACCGGUGUCGUCAUGAUGGAGCUGGAGAAAAAGCAGUCUCAGCAUUGGAUACUUGAUGGUUUUCCCAGGACAUUAGUCCAAGCUGAAGCACUUGACAGAAUCUGUGAACUGGAUCUAGUGAUCAGUUUAAACAUCCCAUUUGAGACACUAAAAGACCGUCUGAGUGCUCGCUGGAUUCACCCCUCUAGUGGAAGAGUCUAUAAUAUGGAGUUCAACCCACCUCAUGUACAUGGGGUUGAUGACAUCACAGGUGAACCAUUAAUCCAACAGGAAGAUGAUAAACCUGAUGCUGUUGCUGCAAGGCUAAGAAAAUACAAAGAUGCUGCAAAACCAGUAAUAGAAUUAUAUAAGAACAGAGGUGUCCUACACUCAUUUUCUGGGACAGAGACCAACAAAAUCUGGCCUUAUGUUUACUCUUUGGUUUCCAGCAAGAUCCGGCCUGUCCAUUCCAAAGAAGCAAAUUAACCGUCUCAUGCAAUAGACCGAGAAUUUAAUAUGGUGGUUUAUUUGGUUUCUCUGUGCCAUUUUGGUGCUAUGUCCAAUUAGAGGAUAGUACAAUAUCUAGAACAACUUCCUUGCAUUUACUGGAGUUCACAGUUUUAGAAAUGCAAUUACAGCCACUGUUGGGGGAAAGAGGGAAAUAACUCUUUCUAUAAAAGGUGAAGUCUGCUGGAAUAAGAAAUUUUAGUUUUCAUGGUGUAAAGUAUUGCUAAUAUGGUCUGGGUACCCCAGCAGACCUAGAUAUCAGGUCUUUCUAAUCUUCCAUGGUCCCUUCCCACCUCGCCCCAAAUCCAUGUACCAUGUGCAAGGUGCUGCUGUUCCUUGCUCCACAUCACCCUUUUCCUAGAGAUAACUCAACAUGGCAACUUUUUAAAUUUUCUCUGAGAAAUAAAAACCCUAAGUGUGGACUUUAACCCCAUAGGGAAUCAGUGAGUAAUGUGGAAAAUAUUUACACUGCCAAGUUCAAAUGUGAAUACAACAUUUCCAGUAUUAAUAAACAUAGAAGAAAAAGAAAUCCUCGGGGUUAAAUAUAUACUUGUGCUAUCCUCCAAAAAAAUGCUGCUAUAUUAUCUAGUUUUCACCAAGUGUUAUGAUAUAUGCCAACCAGGUAAUGGAGUAGGCUUUGGUUUGUCUAUGAGAAAUGAGUUGCACUAUUUGUGAUUCGGUUGUUUAUAGCUUUAAUACUACAAGAUAUAGGCAUAGUAUAUUAGUUUGUCCCAAAGAUUUAUUCUAAUGUCUCUCUUUGGUAAUUUUCUCUGAAAAAAAAAUGAGUUCAUUGUAUAUCUUUUGCUGUCAUUAUAACUGAGGUACUUUCUUCUCUCAGUGUAAAAGGCCAUUCUAGGGGAAAUACCCUUGGCAGGAGAUAACUUUUUUCACAUAUGAUGGAACAUGUUAGGGUUUGGUCCUUCAGGUCUUAUUCAGACACAACUCUCCUUGAAAUCUGUGAGCAUUAUACAACCAGUUGGUUGUAUUUAAGCACUUCCUUUGUGAAUCAAAAGCAAACUCUUUGUUUAUUUCUUGUACGUUCCUUGAUAGGCAAAACUGACUCUGUUACUUUAUAUAUGCAGUGUUGUUGUAGCUGAGUUGGUCUCAGGUGAUUAGAGAAACAAGGGGGUGAGGCUAUAUCUUUUAUUGAAAGUUGGUCCAGUAAAAGAUAUUGUCUCAUCCGCCACCUUAUCUCUGUUACUUUAUACUCAGUCUAGUCUUAUGUGUGAGGCUAUGUAUAGAUAAGCAUGCAGCUAAUCUAAAAACACUGCCCAAUUUCUUGCCAGAAACCUUUCCAAGCACUGAAUAAAAAUACUGCAUUUUUCUAGAGGUGUCUCAAAGUUUAUAUAGGCUUUUUUUCUUUGUUCAGAUUUUUAGUUUCUGGUUACAGUUUAUGAAAUGGGAAAGCUUUACUGUGGUGCUUGUGUUUUUUGUUUUGUUUUUGUCCUCUGUUAACAUUAAUUUCCAGUUACAACUGCAGUGGCCUGAACACUUUGAACUACUAGUGAUUCUUUUUUUUAAAACUUGCGGGGGGAAAUGUAAGUACCUAGAUUGACAACAUUACAUGUAAAUGAAUCAUUGUGAAGAAACACCUUCAGGAUGUAUGAGCUUUUUUCCUCAGUUUUCUUUGUUCCUGUUUUCAUGUGUUGAGUCACAAAGGUAGGUACAGUGGUGGUUUUUCUAAACUGGAAUUACUGUAGAUUUGUUUGACUUGAUCUUUUAUACAGGCAGUCCCCGG
Molecule: messenger RNA, 2525 nt
Organism: Pelodiscus sinensis (Chinese soft-shelled turtle)
Lineage: Eukaryota; Metazoa; Chordata; Testudines; Trionychidae
Source: RefSeq, a predicted model, not a curated record